GUUCAUCCGGUUGCAGUGUUAUAAUAGCAGUUUCACGAAAACACAGAUGUGUCUCAUCUAUUUUUUUUAACCGAGCAGGGAGGACCGUGAACUACACACCGGAGCGAGUGAAAACAAGCCGACGGUAACAACACAGAGAGGACGACGACCUACACAGAGGACAUUUAUACUUUUAUUUAAGUUUAUUUUUUUACCUGCUAACAUCGUUUAACUGGCGAAUAACGACACUAAACGAGGAAACAGCAGCUAGCUUAAAAUGGAUCGAUACGAUGACCUGGAUUUAGACCUGGAGUGUGAUGGAGGAGGAGGAGGCGUCGCUCAAAAAGCAGCGUUAUUCGGUGGGAUGUUCAAGAAAUCUACAAAGUCUUCAGAAUCAUCUGUCAAAGCAGAGACUUUUAUGUAAUCAUGUUGAUGAUAUGGACAGUUUAUCAGCCAACAGUGAACUCUCAAAGAGCAAUGACAGUCUGACGGACAACAACAAGGACAAAGGAGGAGUGUUUAAAGGAAUAUUUAAGAAGACCAAAUCUGCCAGAGAGGGUCAGCAGCAGGACUCCAUCUCAUUACAAAACCCUGAACUGUCAGUCAGCAGUGACAGUUUAACAGACAAGGCAUCAAAGGAUAAAUCAGGUGUGCUGGGUGGGAUCCUGAAACGUUCUCCCAGACCUGGACAUGUCCGCAGGCCUUCACAGGAUCUUCUGGACAUUUCAGACAGUAAUGAAAAUCCAUCGGAGAACAGCAACACAAAGGAGUCAGGAGGGAUAUUCACAGGGAUGUUUAAGAAGCCCUCGAAGCCUUUCGGAGCGAGGACAAAAUCUCAGGAGGAUUUAACUGCACCUGAUGAGCUCUCAGGCAGCAGCGACAACCUCUCUGCAAACAAUAACACUAAGGAAACCGGUGGGAUGUUCAGUGGGAUGUUUAAAAAACCUCCAAAGGCAUUUGGAGGAAGGACAAAAUCUCAGGAGGAUUUAACUGCACCUGACGAUCUCUCAGGCAGCAGAGAUAACCUCUGUGGUAACAGCAACACUAAGGAGACAGGUGGGGUGUUCAGCCUAAUGUUUAAAAAACCUCUAAAGCCCUUUGGAGCAAGGACCAAAUCUCAGGAGGAUUUGUGUGCACCUGAUGAGCUUUCAGACAGCAGUGACAACCUUUCUGUGAACAGUAACACUAAGGAGGAAGGUGGGAUGUUCAGUGGAUUGUUUAAAAAAGCUCCAAAGCCCUUCGGAACCAGGACAAAAUCUCAGGAUGAUUUGUCUGCACCCGAUGAGCUCUCUGGCAGCACUGAAGAUCUUUCCGAGAACCACACAAAGGAGAAAGGAGGAAUCUUCAGCGGUGUGUUAAAAAAAAAAGGUGCCAAAUUUCAGUCACAGGAUGACUUGUCUAUGGAUGGUGAACUCUUCACCGGCAAUGACAGCCUCGCAGAGAAGCCUUCAAGGGGUGGAGUGGCAGCGAGGAUCUUAAAGAAUCCUUUCAGCUCCUCAUCUCAGGAGAAGGAAAAGACUGAACACUCAGGAGACUCAAAUGAGAAUAGCUCUACUGCAGACAAGCCUAAAGCCAAACAGAUCGGUUUCAGUGCAGUGAUGAAGAGUGCAUUCUACACUGACAAAGAGGAGAAGAGCUCCAGCACUGAUGAUGAGGAGACAGACAACGGAGAUAACCAGCUGAGUCACAAACAGAGUAAACUGGCUGAAGCGAUGACAAAGCUGAAUCCAUUUCGAGCUGCAAACAAACAUGAGAAGCAGACUGGCUCAGAUGAUGAGGAUCCAACUGUGAGUAGUGAGAAGUCAAAGGGCAACAAACAGUUAAACCUUCCGAUGAUGUGUCCUCCCUCUCAGAACACCAUGGUUGAAGCCAUGUCCAAACUGAACCCAUACAGAGCUGCACAUGAAAAAGACACAGAAGACACAGAGACACUCAAGGAGACUGAGAAACAAGUGGAAGCGAAGCUAAAACCGGUCAAAAGUAACAUGAUCCAGCAAGAAAGGAAGGAAAGAAGUGAAACGCCACUGGUCCCACCCAGACCAACAGCAGAGUGUGUUGUGUUGCAGGAGAUGAAGGGGACGGUCACGUACAACAAAGUUAAACCAAGAAGAGCUAAGGAUAAUAAGGAUAACAAAGACAUGACCACCAAAGAGAAAAAAGAAAAACCUUUAGAAGCUCCUGUAAUACCUGCCAGACCAUCAGAGGAGGAGAUGAACAGAGCACCGAGACAAAAGCAGAAGAAAAACCACCAGAUGGAGGAUGAAGCAAAGGAAGAAGAUGAAUCUGCUAUGACCAAAGAUGGAGAUGAGACGAAUCCUCCAGAGAGCAAAACAACCAAGGUGGUAAAGCACAAGCGCCAUAAUCCAUUUAUGCUGCACACUGCAGCAAAGGCCAGUAAUCAGGCUGCAUCUGAUGACGAAUGGCUGAAAGAAGAUGAAGAGUCUUCAUCCAGAGAGAAGAAAGAAGAAGAGGAAGGCAAAGAAAAAACAGUGGAGACCAAAAUCAAGAAACCAAAAAAGCACAACCCCUUCAUGCCUCGAGUCAAGGCCAAAGUUAUACAGAAGCAUGGACAAGACGAAGCUGCAGCCAACACGGCAGAGAAUGAAGGUGCAAACAGAUCCUUGUUUGACCAGCUGGAAGACUUCCGUAUUGACCCAGCACACCCUGAAGACAGUCAGGAUGUGGAGGAUCUUAUGGACUGGUGGAACACAGUGGACCCAUGGGAGGACACGCCUCAAGAUGAUGACAUGACGGAGAAAGAAGAGGCCAAGGCGUUUGCUGUGACGGCAGAGAAAGUGCAGAAGGGCAUCCGUGUCUUCAACAAACUGUUCUCUGAGCGAGCCGAGAGCCUCUGGCAGCACGUCAUUGACCUCAACAGCAUCGCCGACGGCCUGGACAAGUUCAACAAGAAGACAAAGAUCGCUCAAAUCACCGGCGGCUCCACCAGCGCCAUCGGAGGCGUCGCCACCAUCGCUGGCCUCGCUUUGGCUCCCGUCACCAUGGGAACCUCCUUGAUCGUGACAGCGGUCGGACUGGGUGUCGCCACAGCGGGAGGUCUGACGUCAGCUGGUGCUGGCAUCUCCAACCAGGUCAACAACUCCAUGGACCGCAAGAAGGUGGAGAAGAUUGUAGAGGACUACCAGGAGAAGAUGCUCGACCUCAACAAGUGCCUAAAGUUUAUCAAGCAGGGGAUUGAGAACCUGCGCAAGUUCGACCUGAUCAAGAUGAAGAAACACGCAUACAAUCGGGACUUUCCCGUGCUCAAUAGCAACUUCUAUGAAGACGGCGCCAUGGCGGGAAAAGCCAUCCUCAUCAAUGCCAACGAGAUCAUGCGUGUGGUGCAGAUCGCCAACGUGGCCGGCAGCACCGCAGCCAGAGCCGUCCAGAUUGCCAGUAUGGCCACCGGCGUGCUCACUGGACUCUUCGUAGGUAUGGACAUCUACUUUGUGGCCAAAGACUCCAAAGAACUCAAGAAAGGAGCAAAGUCAGAGUUCGCUGGCAAAAUCAGAGAUGUUGCUACACAGCUGCACGACGGUCUGGUGGAGCUCAACUCGAUACGAGAGGAGCUGCAGGCAACCACGCCGGAAAACAAUGCUGGCAGUGAUGGUGAAGCUUUGGACAGUGAAAAGAAGGAGAAAGAAGAAAAACAUGAGGGUUCAGACGAAGAGGAAGAUGAAAUCGCCCGCAUUAAAAAAGCCAUCAAAAAGGACUACGAGAACCGAGAAUAUGUUUGACACUUUACAACUAGGAAAUGCCUUAAACUUGUUUAAUUCCUCUGCCAAGGCAGAGGUAAGUUUUCAGCGCCGUUUGUUUUAAUGUCUGUUCUUAUAUUUGUCUGUCUGUCUGUCUGUCUGUGAAGAAAAUUAUGCAAAAAUUACCUGACCAAAAUUCACAAAACCUUUUGGAGAAGUCGAAAAGGCCAAAGGAAAUAUUCAUUAAGUUUUAGUGUGGAUCGGGAUCAGCUUUCUUAAUAACUGUGGGAUACAACAUUGGUCUUGGCACCAAAUUGCACUCUGAAAAUGUGCUUUUCUAACUAUUAUGGUUCUAUAAGGAAGAUUAAAUCAUUGUCAGAUUCCCAGUCCAACAGUUUGUUGAUGUUCUUCAAAGCAUUGACCCAAAUCACCAAAAUACUGCUCUGUUGUUGAUAUUUAUGAAGUGUUUGCUGCCAGCUUCUUAAAAGGUGAAACUACAGUCAUUCAUAUUUUGAAUUUCCAAAGAAGAAACUUCAUUCUUGAUGAAACAGAAAGUAAAAUAUUGAAAAAUUUCCAUCAGGGAACUGACUUCUCAGCAUUUAUGCUACACUGGGGGGUAACUGACGUUUGUGGUAGAUGUUGUGUCAUAUAUGUUUUUUCUGGCAGUUGUGCCACUGUGUGAAACUGCACAUUGUCUUCUCAGUUGAUGGGAUUCGGAGAUUUAACUAAAUAAUGUAUUUGGAUUUGAUUAAAGAAAUAGGUGCAGUAAGUAUUUUCUAGACUCAAAGUGUUGCUUUGUAUCAGUUAAUACUGAAACACUGAGACUUUUUCUGACCAGGUGUAGAGGUUGUGUUGUAUAGUGAAAUGGUUAAGUGCCUUUAUUAUUUAUAAUGCCUUAGAAAUACAGCAUGAUGCUAAUAACUGUAUGCUUCUGUUGUUUUUCAGGCUGUUUGGGCUUCACUGAACCAUUUUCACACAUCUGUGAGGUUUGGGAACUCAUGUGGGGUGUUUUGAAGUAGCAAUGGCUUAAAGAUUUUGUAAAUUUUACCAUGUAAAAACUUUCCUUUAAUCGUAACAUGUCUUAAAAUCAUGAUUCUUUAAAGUAAACUGGGCUGCCAAUUAAAACUUAGAAAGACAUCAACAAUGUGUGAAACAUCUGCAGUGCCAAAAGUGAUGACCUGUGCAACCAUUCUUAGCAAGUGAUAGGAUCAACUUAACUGCCAGUCUUAUGUAAAUGUAGACAUUAUGUGGUUUAAUUUAAGUAUACAUGUAAGAAUAUUUCUUUCAGGGUUGGUUGUUUUCAUGCAGUUUAGGACAAGUGGGAAAUACCUGAUUAAGCUAAGCUAACUGACAUUAUUUGGUUAUUUAGUUCAAUGUUUUGGCUUUUGUUUUUGGAAUUUCUGGUAUAGCAUGUUUCUUCCCAGGUUACCUAAUUAUUAAACAGCAUUUUGUGAACCACGUUUUUAAAUUUACUCUAAAACUCUUCAAUCUAAACCAACGUUAGCUUUGUCGGUUGGUUCCACUAGCUCGGCUGUAGUUGAACUUGGGUGUUACUGGGUGUAAGAUGUUGUUGUAGCAACUGGGGCUGAAUACUUUAGUAGAGCAACUGGUUUUAAAUUCAUUAUGGGAAUUUGUGAACAGCAAUGCAGUCCUGUAGUAAACGUAAAAAGCUCACUGACACGAAAGGAAAACUGACUGUCAUGUUGAUCUUUAAAGAUUCCCACAAAGUUAGCCUUUAGUUUUUAUUCUGGUUUCCAGUUAAAAGCAUUUUUAAUAGUUUUAAUGUGUAAAAUGGUUCCUCAUUCAGUGACUGGAAUCCCAGGAUGGUAAAAGCUAAAUCAGUCCAGAGGAGAACUUGUCACUUCCACUUAUUUUGUCAAAACUGUUAUCUCAGAGUCAAGGUUUGAUAAGUUCUGUAAGCUCUGAUGGUGUCACCUCUGUGGUCUGUUUGAACUCAUAUUUAUUUCUGAUUCUAGUUCUAGGUGGAGUUGAUUAUUCAAUGAUAUCUUCUAUGUGCAAUAUACUGUCCACAUGUGAUAAAUGUAAAAUUAAAGACUAGACAAUCAUUUUCUUUCA
Molecule: messenger RNA, 5747 nt
Organism: Amphiprion ocellaris (clown anemonefish)
Lineage: Eukaryota; Metazoa; Chordata; Actinopteri; Pomacentridae
Gene: apol1
Product: apolipoprotein L, 1
Exons: 40
Coding region: 297-3713 (1138 amino acids)
Biological process (GO): lipid transport; lipoprotein metabolic process
Cellular component (GO): membrane; extracellular region
Molecular function (GO): lipid binding
Source: RefSeq, a predicted model, not a curated record